CCCAGAGCCGCGGGAGGGGAGGAGUUCUGGUGGCAGAGCCAGCCAGCCAGCAGGCUGGGACAACCAACCGGCCUCUGAAGUAAGCCCGAAGUUACAUGUGGGAAGUGGUGGUUGAGUGACGCAAGUUUUCAGGGGCCCCUUCACUACGAGGGAGCUCUCCGGAGCGGGCUGGACUUCGUGCAGUUGCAAUGUGAAAAGAAGAGGAAAACUGCCCAACACACCACGUACCCAAGAGCUAGUUUCUUCGCUCCAGCUGCUGCUGCUUGCUGCAAAGCUUUCCAACCUCUAAUCCCCUUUCUCUUCCUCUUCUCCCCUUACCGCGUAGAGGGGUGGGGAUGCACAGCCCUCCAGCACCUAAUGCAGGUUCGGGGCCAGACUGCCGGGGGCGAGCUGCGUUUCUCUCAUUUGCUGGGGUGGGUUUUUUUUUUUUUUUUUUUUUUUUUUUUUGCAAUGCUUGCCAACCUGUCAGCUGAUGGACCUCAUCACCCAUAGUGGCGCAUGAAGCUCAGACAGUUUGCUUCAUUCACACAGUCCUUCCCAGCCUGCCCACCGCACCCCCCCAACACCCCCUUGGCGGAAAAGAAGUGGUGCCGGCCCCUAGCCAAAGGCUAUCCCCAGGGUUCCGCUCCCCUCUCGCCCCAGUCUCCCGCCAGCCCGGGGGGGCGCUGCAAAUAGUCCUUUGUUUACAUGCAAUUCCUUACUCCGCGGAAGGAGGCUGGGGGAGUGCUGAGUUUUCACCAGCUGUUUCCCGCCUUGAAACAGACAUCUGAUCAGCUGCAAACACACAUACACACACACUCACACACACGCACGGGGAGGCAGGCCGGAGAGACUUCCCCCUCCCUCCUUCCCCCCCACCCCCCCUUGCCGCCAGCAUCUGGGACCGGGAGAGCCAGCACCUCCGACGCUGCCCUUUGAUUCGGAUUUCCAUUUUGCAUUCUCCUGCGGAUCGGGACCACGGACUUGGCUUUUGCAGAGGAGGGGGGGCCCGAUCGCUAUGGAGUAUUUCAUGGUGCCCGCUCAGAAGGUGCCCUCUUUGCAACAUUUCAGGAAAACAGAGAAAGAAGUGAUAGGAGGGCUCUGUAGCCUGGCCAACAUUCCAUUGACCCCAGAGACCCAGAGGGACCAGGAGCGUCGAAUACGUCGGGAGAUUGCCAACAGCAAUGAGAGAAGGCGAAUGCAGAGCAUUAAUGCGGGGUUCCAAUCCCUGAAAACCCUCAUCCCACACACAGAUGGAGAGAAACUCAGCAAGGCAGCCAUUCUUCAACAGACAGCAGAAUACAUCUUUUCCCUGGAGCAGGAAAAAACAAGGCUCUUACAACAGAACACACAACUCAAACGCUUCAUCCAGGAAUUGAGUGGCUCAUCUCCCAAACGGCGGAGGGCAGAGGAUAAGGACGAGGGCAUUGGCUCGCCAGACAUCUGGGAGGAUGAGAAGGCUGAAGAUCUGAGGCGAGAGAUGAUCGAGUUGAGGCAGCAGCUGGACAAGGAGCGUUCAGUCCGAAUGAUGCUGGAGGAGCAGGUACGUUCUCUGGAGGCUCACAUGUACCCUGAGAAGCUGAAGGUGAUUGCCCAGCAAGUCCAGCUACAGCAACAACAGGAGCAGGUGAGAUUGCUGCACCAAGAGAAGCUGGAGCGUGAGCAGCAGCAACAGCAGCUCCGCACACAGCUCUUGCCCCAUCAUGGGCCUCCACCAGCUCCCACCCACCAUCCGACAGUGAUUGUGCCUGCUCCUCAACCCCCACCCUCACACCAUGUCAAUGUAGUCACCAUGGGUCCUUCAUCAGUCAUCAACUCAGUCUCCACAUCCCGGCAAAACCUGGACACCAUCGUGCAGGCAAUUCAGCACAUCGAAGGCACACAAGAGCAGGAGGAACAGGAACAAGAAGAGCAGCGGCGGGCAGUGAUUGUGAAGCCACCAGUCCGGGCCUGCCCGGGGGCCCCUGCCUCUGACACAGCUUCAGACUCAGAGGCCUCCGACAGUGAUGCUAUGGACCAGAGCAAGGAGGACCCAGCAGGGGAUGGGGAUCUCCCCUGACCCCCCCCAUAGCCCUCCUCUUCCUCCACCCUCAGGGGGGCAAGGGGGCAAGGGCAAUAGUGGGGAGAAACACUCGAGAUUUUUACAAAAUUACAAUGUCAUUUGGGUCUCUUUUAUGACCUCUUUUCAAUACUGUAAUUCUUUAACAAAGCCAACACAUCCAACUUUGGAGGAGGCUGGGGAAGGAUGGAGGACAAAGCUGGAACUCAGGUGGUACCAGGGGGCCAGGGCAGGCUAGAAGAGGCUGGGGAAGAAGUCAGGGACCUCCCUGGACCCUCUCCACCAAACCAUUUUGCAUUUAAUUUUAAAGGGGAAAAAUAUGCCAAUAUUUCUUCCCUCCUCUUAGAAGCCAGCCCUGGCACAGUGACUAUCCCCUCUAAUCUACCACUUGUUCCCCUCCUUUCUCUCUCCCCCUUCCUCUUCCUCCUCCCUCCCUCUUGUUUUUUCCUCUUUCCCCUUUAAGCACUUAAAUGGAUUUGGGGGCUGUGGGUCUGGCUGGGCUGGGGCUGUUUGGGGGCCUGGGUGGGGGUGGGGUGUGUAUGUUGCUUCUUAGUUUGGGGUUUUGUCAUGCCCCCUCCUCCCUUUCCACCUGGCUCAGCACUAGAAUUAGCUGUUAUUCUUUACCCCCCUCAACCUUUCCCCCUAGGUUUACCCCCUCCUCCAGCCACAGCUGUCUUUGUCCUUUUCUUUCUUUCUCUUUUUUUCUUUCUUUUUCUCCCUCUUCCUUCCUUCCUUUCCUUCCUUCCUUUCUUGGUUUUGUCUGUUGUUGUUUUUUUUUACAAUUUUGAGGUCUUUGUGUUCGGGGAGAAGCUAUUAUAUUUUGUUAAGAAAUGGGAAAAAAAAAAACCAAGGCCACUGUGCCUUUGUAAAGAUACAAAAUAAAGUUUGUACUUUGUUUUUUAGA
This is a messenger RNA of Antechinus flavipes (yellow-footed antechinus), 2942 nucleotides long. RefSeq names its product transcription factor AP-4 (gene TFAP4). Gene Ontology annotation, molecular function: DNA-binding transcription factor activity, RNA polymerase II-specific; protein dimerization activity; RNA polymerase II cis-regulatory region sequence-specific DNA binding. Bases 998 to 2038 code for a protein of 346 amino acids. Lineage: Eukaryota; Metazoa; Chordata; Mammalia; Dasyuromorphia; Dasyuridae. Gene Ontology annotation, cellular component: nucleus. The record is from RefSeq and is a predicted model, not a curated record. The transcript has 7 exons. Gene Ontology annotation, biological process: regulation of transcription by RNA polymerase II.